Messenger RNA from Kogia breviceps (pygmy sperm whale), 3251 nucleotides. The record is from RefSeq and is a predicted model, not a curated record. Lineage: Eukaryota; Metazoa; Chordata; Mammalia; Artiodactyla; Physeteridae.
ACUCUGACACGCCCGCCUCCGGCAGCCCCCAUCCCUGUACACAGACGGCUGUCACUGUGGGAGGACGGGGAUGGGGGCGGGGGGCCUCCGAGAGCUCCGGCCUGACGUGCAGCCGUCCAGGGCUUGGAGAGAGGCUGGGCCGGGGCCGGGUGCUGGUGAAUCAACUCCCGGAAUGAGGUGGCUCAUUAGAGUCCCCGGACGGACAGACAGACGGCGCCAGUGCCAGCAGAACGGGUUUGGGUGGCGGGCAGGAGCAGUCUUCCCCUGUCAGAACUUUGUUAUGUUUGAAGGGGGUGAGAUCGGGGACCUCUCCCGAAACUUGGGUGCCUUCAUAUUUGCCCUUCCUCCGUCGGUGUGUCCUCUGCUUCCAGCCUCGCCCGCUGCAUCCUGCUGGGGGCCGCCCCUCCAUGGGACCCUGUCCACUGUCUCACCAGCCAGGGGCUGCGGGCACAGGGGGCCUUCUUCAUGGUUCUGAGACCCUAAAGUGGUCUCAACCUGCUAAGUCCCUCUCCCUGGAGCCCACUCAUCCUUUCCUUCCUGUGCCCCUCUUGAUUUUUCCUUCUGAGGCUUGGAAAAUGUUCCUAGCUUAGCCUCUUUGGGAGAAAAAUACUGACCAAACUGUAACAUUAGCUUGUUUGCCUCAGCUCUGGGGGUUUGAGACUUGUCUCCUCUGUGUCACUCGGGAGAGCUCCCCUCCCGUCUAGUCAGGACGAGGGCCAAGCCUCUCCGGCCCUGUUGAGCGUGAGGUGUCUGCCGUGGGGAGCGGCGUGUCCAAGGGCUGCCGGUAUUGCUGGUAUCGCUGCAGCUGCCGUGCGAAGGGCGGGAGCCCAGCCCUCAAAGCGCCACAGCGACCAAGCAAGUGAGCGGUCCCUGCUCUAGGGGAGGCUUCCGUCCGUAACAGCCGGGCAGGCUGCCCAGGAGACUGUUAGGCCGCACCCACCUGCUGCUCCCUGACCUCCUCCCUGCCCUUGCCCCACCCGGCCUGCUCUCUUGCUAAGCUGGGCCAGCGGGAGUGGGGAGCCUGGAGCCCCAGUGAGCUGCAACGUCAGGGACAGACCACCCCGAGGGAGAGGGGGGUUAGGACCACCCCGUUCCCCACGGCCAGCAGCUAAAUCUGCCUGGAAGAGAGGCCCGGAGUGGCGCAGACCACCGGGACCCUUCUGGGGCAGGGUCAGCCUAGGCGUCUGCCCACCACAGCCCUACAGGGAGCCAGAGCCAUCAGUGGCCGAACCCCCUUCUUGCCCUCUGGCUUUGGACAUGAGCCUUCGGGACUCCAGCUAUAGUGUGACCCCAGGGCCCUGCGUGGUGGCCCAGCUGCCCUCCGAAGACACGAGCCGCCUGGCAGACCCACAGAGCAGAGACCAUGGCUUCCUGCGUGCCAAGAUGAAGGUGACCCUGGGGGACACUCCCAGUGGAGACCUCUUCACCUGCCACAUCUGCCAGAAGGCCUUCACGUACCAGCGCAUGCUGAAUCGCCACAUGAAGUGUCACAACGACGUCAAGAGGCACCUCUGCACCUACUGCGGGAAGGGCUUCAACGACACCUUCGACCUGAAGAGACACGUGCGCACCCACACUGGCGUGCGGCCCUACAAAUGCAGCCUGUGUGACAAGGCCUUCACGCAACGCUGCUCUCUGGAGUCUCAUCUCAAGAAGAUCCACGGUGUGCAGCAGAAGUACGCGUACAAGGAGCGGCGGGCCAAGCUGUACGUGUGCGAGGAGUGCGGCUGCACGUCCGAGAGCCAGGAGGGCCACGUCCUGCACCUGAAGGAGCGCCACCCUGACAGCCCGCUGCUGCGCAAGACCUCCAAGAAGGUGGCCGUGGCCCUGCAGGACACCGUCACCUCCCUGCUGCAGAGCAGUCACCACCUCUGAGCAGCGGCGCCCCGGCCUGGGCAGCCCUGAGAAGGCGAGGGCCACCUCCCUGCCGCCCGGCCAGCCCGCCCUCUGCGGCCUCCUGCCGGAACGCCGGUGGCCAGGCUUGGAGCCCGUGGGCACGCGUGCUCGCUGAGGCCGGCGCUGGCCUCUGCUCGCAUUUGCGUCGGUGUCUGGGGGGCAGAGGCCGCUCUGAGCCUGGGCAGACGUGUGUUAAGUGUGGGGCAGGGCGGGGCGGGCCAGGGCUGCCUUCGAUUUGAAGCAGCUCGGGCCCAGAGACAGGACUUCCUCCCCAGAGGAGGUACGUGAGGGCGAGCCUGUUGUCCUCUGCUUCUGGAGCAGCGGGGGGAUGGGGGGCUGCUGGUCCCCCGUGGACCGCAGAGUCAGGCGCCCCGGCAGAGGGCACCCCUGCAAACAACAGCCGUGCAGGAGCUGGCGGCGGCCCGCCCGGACAUGUUCCUCGCGCUCAGGGCUGCAGGGGCGCCGCGGGGCGCUGCUCUUCGACAGGGAGAUGCACGCGUGUGCACAGCCGUGGACGUGCACGCACGCGGGAGGCCUUGCCAUAUAUCACCUCAUAUUUAAGAAAUCAACUACAAGGUGCCAAGGAGGUUUUAUUUUCCUUUUUUAAAAGAUGACAAUGUGUACAGAUAGUAAUAUAUUUUUGGUGCCAAUGGCGACUGUUUUAAGAGGGGGUGGAGCUGGCUUUUCUCCUCCCCACGCGGUUCUAUUUAUCCUGGACGUUUCACGCCUCCUCUGCACCUUGGCUCUGGGGUGGCUGCCCUGACCCAGCCCCACCCCUCAUACCUCCUGAGAUAUUUAACCUAAGACUUUCCUCCAGCCCUGCCUGGAGGAGGCUGUACUGCUCUCUGUUCUCCCUCUUCUGCCGGGACAGCCGUCACAUCUUCUGCUUUUCCCUCCCCGUGUCUCUGCCUCCCUCCCACAUCCUUCCAAGGCAAGUCUCAGGGUGACCGAGAGCCUCCUGGUCUCCUGAUAACAGACCUUUUGCGGAACGGCUCACCAUUCCGGACAUCUGGGGUGGGGGGUGUCCAGCUGCGGCCGCAGGGGUAAGCCGGGUGGGGUGAUGAGUCUCUGAGGCGCCCAGAGUCCACUGCCUGAAGUAACAGCAAGAGUGCAGGGCCAGGCUGCGAGGCCUGCUCUUUUCCUGGGAGAGUCAAAAACCCUAGGGUGGGAGCAAAAAGAUUAGGACAAUAAUAACCAGACACUUCAGAAACUUCUAGAGGGAGGACAGUAUUAGAUGGUUAACAAGUUAUAUUUGUAGCCUUUUUUCUGAAUGUUUGGCAGAUGGUGAGGCUGGGUCUUGAGCACCUAAGGAGGGAGCCACCCCUGGGCUGCUUGGCUCCACCCGAGGGACCCGG